Messenger RNA from Antechinus flavipes (yellow-footed antechinus), 1262 nucleotides. It is a transcript of the gene LSM10, whose product is annotated as LSM10, U7 small nuclear RNA associated. Gene Ontology annotation, molecular function: U7 snRNA binding; histone pre-mRNA DCP binding. Gene Ontology annotation, biological process: mRNA 3'-end processing by stem-loop binding and cleavage. Lineage: Eukaryota; Metazoa; Chordata; Mammalia; Dasyuromorphia; Dasyuridae. Gene Ontology annotation, cellular component: nuclear body; cytoplasmic U snRNP body. The coding region runs from base 556 to 927 and encodes 123 amino acids. The transcript has 2 exons. The record is from RefSeq and is a predicted model, not a curated record.
AACUGCCCAGCUGGAGGGCGUUGAUAGGGCUAUUAAUAGCUCGCAGUUUGGUGCUACGUGCUGUAUCGCUCCCCAUUACGGACGAGAAGGGGGCAGCUGGGUGGUCCAGUGCUUAGAGCGCAGGGUCGGAGGCAGGAAAACUCAAAUGCCGCCUCUGACACUAACUUAGUUGAGUGACUCCGGGCACAUCGUUGAACUCUGGCUGCCUCCGGUUUCCUCCUCUGUAAAGUGGCUGGAAAAGCUAAGGGCAAAAUACGUGCCCAAAAAAAGGGGGAGUCACACGGGGGGCACGACGGAGAAAAGUCUGAACACAAAUAGGAGAGAAUUGGGGCCAAAUCAGGUCUACAGUUAUUAGGACCUGACUCCUGAGCCACGUGCUAAACGCUGGAAUUAGAAGGAAAGACUAGAUUGCCUGCCCUCAGGGGGCUGGCAGUCUACCCCGGGAAGGCAGCGGCAGCCUGCUCGGCAUACAAAGGCAGGAACGCGGCCAAACGAGAGCGGCAGAGGCGAGGCGCGGAGUGAAACGUUGAAGUACUCCCAGUUCCUCACUACCACAUGGAGGUCAGCCACUCGGUAAAGGAGCGUACCAUUGCUGAGAAUAGCCUGGUCAUCCUGCUGCAGGGUCUCCGGGGCCUGGUAACCACAGUGGACCUGCGGGAUGAGACUGUGGCCCGUGGCCGAGUAGACAACGUGGAUGCCUUCAUGAACAUUCGCCUGGCUGAGGUCACCUACACAGACCGACAGGGCCAGCAGGUCCAGCUUGAUGACCUCUUUGUGACUGGUCGCAAUGUCCGCUAUGUCCACAUUCCCGAUGAGGUAGAUAUCACUGCCACCAUUGAGCAGCAACUUCAGGCCAUCCAUCGGGUGCGCAACUUUGGCAGCGAGGGUAAAGGUCGAAGAGAAUUUCCUACCAGGAAGUACAAGUGAAAGACAUUCCUCCUUCACCCUGAUAUCUUCAGAGCCAUUGGCCUUACACCUUUUGAUGGAGGCUGCUACACUGCUUUCUGACAGCCAGUUCUCCCCCAUCAGGAUACAGACCACAAGGAUAAGCUCAUUCCAAAACCACAUUUGCCUUUUACAAGUCCAGGAUUUGAUCUGGGUACUCAAAAUCUGAUAUGUUCAUAAUCUUGGAUUAGUUGAAGACCAUCCUCCAUGCUUCAUGCCUAAUUGGACCCAUGGAGCUCCCUGAUUCUGUAUUAAAAGGUUAAUUUCAGCCAUUUUUAAUAUUUUCCUAAAAUACAUUGGUGAUCUUUGCUGCUAAA